Halichondria panicea is the source of this 1682-nucleotide messenger RNA. RefSeq names its product sushi, von Willebrand factor type A, EGF and pentraxin domain-containing protein 1-like. Bases 93 to 1448 code for a protein of 451 amino acids. Lineage: Eukaryota; Metazoa; Porifera; Demospongiae; Suberitida; Halichondriidae. The transcript has 8 exons. The record is from RefSeq and is a predicted model, not a curated record.
GCUCUGCAUCACGUACCUAUAUACCUCUGCGCUUGUGCUCCUCCGAGCUCCACAUCCUCUCUGCUCUGGGCUAAGCUGCUGAACUACAAGACAUGAAGACUGCACUAUUUCUUUUGGUUCUCAUUGCCAUUGGGAGCUGCGUUGUAGCUGUGAAUGCUCUAGAUUUCACCCUGAAGAGAUAUGGCGGGAGAGUACUUGCCAACAGCGUUAUAGACAUCAGUCGAGUUGGUCGUGAAUACAGGCCUUACUACUACUACUACUAUCGUACAACCUAUACUAACGAAGGACCUCUUGUGUGCCACACUGAAACUCCUAACUGCUGUCGUGAUGUUGAUGAUCCAUUUGAAAACGAGGAGAAUGGAGAGUGGUUCUAUCCCGACGGGCAGGUUGUUGGCAGUUCCCAGCAGUACUACAACUUUUAUGUGACCAGAGCACGCCAAGAGCUCCAUCUGCACAGUUAUUCCGCCAACAGCCCAACUGGAGUGUACUGCUGUGAUGUUCGGAGUGUCAAUGGCUCGGGCAACAUCACUGCUGAGUAUGUAUCCGAAACAAACUACACAAGUAUCAACUCUUCCACUAGCAAGUGUGUCGGAUUGUACACUUAUUCUCAGUUACGACUCUGCCGUGAUUUCUCAAUUGGCAAUGGAUUGGUGACGUAUGACUCUCCUUAUAUUCCUGGGAGAGUGGCUAGCAUCUCUUGCAACCGAGGAUUUAGCUUGGUUGGUAGUUCUGAACGGACUUGCACCAACGGAGGAUGGAGUGGAACAACACCCAAUUGUGUCUAUGAUUGCGGGCCUCUACCAGUCCCAAGAAAUGGACGUGUGGAUACCUCUACCGGUACGACAGUAGGGAAGACGGCCACUUACAGCUGUAACGAAGGCUACAAUUUGAUUGGCAGUUUAACCCGAAACUGCCAAUACCAAUACAAUUCUUACAGCAGAUACAGCAGUUACCGAUAUACGGGUGUUGACUGGUCUUCAUCUGCACCAAUAUGUGUGGAUGAGGCAAAGAUGCAGCUGAUGUUUUCACCUACUCCGGGUAGCUGCUUGGAGUGGGAAGAAUCCAGGGCCAAUAGGAUCACGCUCGCUUUCAUUGGAGCCAUUGAAGAAGUGCUACUCAAUUAUGCAUCAAUUGCUCUGCCACAUAUCAAUUUUGCAAAUUUGACACACUCUCCAUUUUCGGUAGAAAGGAGUUUCUUCAGUUGUCGUUCAUCCCAGACUGAGGCCCACUUCAGGACCACUUUAUUCGGUCUGGAAGAUGUAUCUGCUCAUGAGAUGGUCAAAGUCAUUCAACGUUGGGUCUCCUCUGGUCCAUCUGUCAAAAUUCAGUGGUAUGUUGUUGACAUUAUCAAGAGUUGCCCUGUGGCUAUACCCUCCGAUGUCUAUGCCGAGUGUGUGAGUCCUGACAUGAAACAGUGUUGGGAGAAAUGCGAUGAUAAGCCGCAGUAAACCACUACAUGUAUAUAACCUGUGGAUAAAACAAUGAAUAGUAUUAUUAUUAUCAUUUAUGGAUAUUCAACCUUCGGUGUGGACACUAGUCUGCAGUCGUUUCGUUUGGCACAGAUUGCUAGCUUGAUCUUUACUGCACAAAACUCGCCCUGAAAUUUGGCCAUUGGUUAUUCCGUAUACCGGUUAGUUAUGGCUGCUCCAAAGUAUGCGAUUUUAUAUUUUAUACGUUUAUUA